AUGAGAAUGGAUUUCUCCAUAUCGAACGCCAAUUCUGAUAUGUUAUGGACGCGAACAGAUCAAAUUGGAGACUACGUAUGGCGGCAUUGGGGAGAAGUCGAUUGGUGUCGUGCCCUCGGAGGGGCUCCAGCCACUAUUUUAGCCCUAGAGAAAAUUGAACAAGUUGCGUCAGUCACUAGCUUUGAGCUCCCGAAGCCUGUUACACCAUUCACUCAUAUACGCCAGUCCGAGCAUGAAUUUCAGGGUGCAAUAGUACAGUUGAUCGAGGCCGGCGUACACGCAUUACAAGGAAGCUAUACGCAAAUGAUCGGUAUUGAAUCAAAUUGUCUAGCAAUGAAUGGUGUUUUUCAGUCUUUCUCCCUGAAAAUAUGCGUGCAUGCUGACGAAAAACCGGUAGAUGCUGUUGAUUUAAUCUUGGGUGAUCUGGGCUCGAACCCAUCUCAAGAAAUGAUAGAAAAUAUUGAGAAUAACUUAGGAAGACUUCAAGAAAAGGCAACCGAGUGCGUCGAGCGCGCUAAAAUUAUGGCUACAGCUUUCGACAAUCUCAUUAAGUUGGGGAUGGAAAUCCAAGAAUCAAAAGGUUCUAAACGCUCAAAAGGAGCAGAAGCGGCAGCCAUAGCAAGUUUAGAACUCUCAGCAAAGACAGCCGAAAAGGCAUACGUACAGGCUAGCCAAGAUCUCGAGAAAGCGGUCAGCGAGUUGCCCACAGCCCAGCAACUCACAACUUUAACACAACUUGAAGCUUUGUCGUAUGAGAUUGAAAUACUCACAGAAGCAGUGAUCGCAUACGAAGACCCCCUACAUUAUGCUAUUAGCCGUGUAAUCAAGCAAGAGUUACCAUUUUCUCGGUUUAUAAAAGCUGUGGAGAAUCUUGGAAAACAACCUGACCCCAAGCCCGAGCAUUCGAUUGAUACCACACCUCCCCCGGUUACAAAGCGCAACAUGUCUUACGAGAAAGCACCGAAUCUUAGCGCAUCCCUCAACACAUUACUGUUGGCCAUUUCGACUGGCCCCGACAAGUUUGUUAACUGGGACCAGGUCACAGCUACCGAUGAAAGUGGAGUCCCAUGGGCUCGCAUCAACAUGGAAUUAGCGCUAAAAGCAAUUACAGCGCGCGUUCCAGAGGAAGAUGCUGCCGAGGCCAAGCAAUUAUUUGCAACUGGAAUUGAGCUCUGCAGAAACCUCGAGAUCCUUGUGCCAACAAAACCCGUGGAUAAAACUAAAGACUUAAUCAUCAAAAUCAAGGCUUUUGCUAAGGAUGCCACUUCAUUUUGCACAAAAGCGACUCUUGAAUUGGGCCCGCCUGCUGGACUUUCAAUUCCCAGGCCGGCUUCCAGUAGUGAAACGUCAUCCUCAAGCGUUGGUGCUGCAAUCCAAUUGGCUCGAUUUAAAGUCCAACUAGCCGUUACACAACAAGAGGCUAAAUGGGUAGAAUGGCGAAAUUGGACCUUGACAUACUUAGCACACCUUAAAGAUGGCGUUAGACAACUCAUCCAUUUCUUCAACGUAAUUCAAUCAAGAGCUGGAACCAAAUUGGGGUCUUCUUUUACUGCAUUUAAGAGUAUCAUCAAUGGCUCUACAAAAGAUAGUGCCAUGGGGCCAAUUACUCUUAGCAAAUUUGCUAGAGAGAUGAUAUAUUUACAAGCGCUUGGACUUGCUAAAAACUGCUGCCUUAUGUGGGAGUCUUCCCAGCUUUAUGUGAAAAUCCACGAGGCAUAUGUGGCGGAAGGCGUUGAGAAACUCCUUGAUAUUGCAAUGCCCGUUGGAACUGUUUCAGAGACGGCCCGCACCGAGUUGAAUGACUGGGGAAAAACUGCCCAGAAUGGUAUAAGUAGCCUGAUAAUUGAGGGUAACAAGAAGCUAGAGCGAACAGCAAAGAUACGAGCUGAGAAAAUCCAGAAGUCAACAGCGAAAGAGGGCCUAUACUUCUGGGAUGAAUUAUCAUCGGUUAUAGAUUCUGCAAAAGAGGAGCACAUAGCAAAGAAGUUUGACCAGCAAAAUAAGCUUUCCAAUCUUGGUUUCUUGGAUAAUUAG
Molecule: messenger RNA, 2034 nt
Organism: Rhizoctonia solani
Lineage: Eukaryota; Fungi; Basidiomycota; Agaricomycetes; Cantharellales; Ceratobasidiaceae
Exons: 16
Coding region: 1-2034 (677 amino acids)
Source: RefSeq, a predicted model, not a curated record